AUGGGGCUCAAGAGGGAUGAGCUCCUAUCAUCUCUCUCAACAUUUCCGUCCACUUCACUUCUCAGGAACUCCUACUUUAGGCCUUGGAGGACCAAUCUUCAGAGACAAGAAUCGGCCUCUACUAUUAAUUUGACCAAGGAGAAGUUUGAGGUCAUAUUGGAUGUUCAACAAUUUGCUCCAGAGGAAAUCACCGUCAAAGCAUCCAACAACAGCGUACUAGUUGAAGGCAAGCACGAGGAAAAGCAGGACGAACACGGCUUCAUCUCCAGACAGUUCACGCGCCGGUACAUCCUUCCGACCGGCUACGACAUUGCUGAUUUAGUCAGCACUCUAUCUUCUGACGGUGUGUUGACAGUAACAGCGCCAAGUCGUCCACCACCUAACUCCGGAGAACGCAUAGUUCCUAUUACGAAAACUGGCCCUGCAAAGCAACCUGAACCUCCAAAAUCAGAACAGUCCCAACCUCGCGAACAAAACGUACCUAUCGUCACUUCCCCCUAA
This is a messenger RNA of Arctia plantaginis, 501 nucleotides long. NCBI's taxonomy places the organism in Eukaryota, Metazoa, Arthropoda, Insecta, Lepidoptera, Erebidae. The record is from the annotation of a GenBank genome assembly.